AUGGAUUCAGCUGUAGGUGCGAAAUUGGCGAAGACCCUACAAAGAUUUGAGAGCAGGAUUGCUGCAGGUGACUACUACGAGGCGCACCAGACUCUGAGGACCAUUGCUAACCGUUAUGUGAGAAGCAAGUCCUAUGACCAUGCCAUUGAGCUGAUUAAUCAAGGUGCUCUCUCAUUUCUGAAGGCUAAGCAAGGUGGGUCUGCUUCUGAUCUAAUCUUUUACCUGUUAGAGGUCUACGAUGUGGCCGAUAUCAAAGUCUCCGAAACUUCUGUGGGUAGAUUGGCACAGUUGCUAGUUCUUGUCGAUGAUCAGGAGCCUAACUUGAAAGAUAUUGUCACUGGUAUGAACAACUGGUCCAUCAAACACAGUGAAUUCAAGUUUGGCGAUCCUACUCUGCAUAAUGUAAUUGGUAAUAAGCUCGUUGCAGGAGGACUUGUAUAUGAAGCCGAAAGAUAUUAUAUGCUGGGAACACAUGAGUCAGUAGGGAAGUAUGUUGACUUAUUGUGGAGUUGGUUUACACAGGCAAACGACAAUAGUUCUGUAGCUGAUUAUUUCAGCAGGUUAGUGAUGAACUACUUAUUUAUACAGAACAUUGCUUAUGCCUACGAAGCAAAGGAACUGUUCUUGAAGAAAUUUAUUGACCACGUAUCACCAAAAGUACAAACAGUUGACAAGAACAGUUUUAAACUGAACUAUUUUAAUGAUUACUCCGAUCUAAACUUCCUACAAUUAUUAUUACUUACAUGCCAAACAGGGAACAAAGACCUUUUCCAAAACUUGAAAGAGCAUUACUCUGAAUCAGCAAGUAAGUAUAAGAAUGAGUUAUCUUACUUAGGACAAGAAUAUUUUGGCAUCACUGCGCCAAAGCAAUCCAAUUUCUUGCAAGAUAUGAUGUCUGGAUUCCUUGGUGGUCCAGGUAAAUAA
Molecule: messenger RNA, 924 nt
Organism: Nakaseomyces glabratus
Lineage: Eukaryota; Fungi; Ascomycota; Saccharomycetes; Saccharomycetales; Saccharomycetaceae
Gene: GET4
Product: protein GET4
Biological process (GO): protein insertion into ER membrane
Cellular component (GO): cytosol; TRC complex
Molecular function (GO): protein binding
Source: RefSeq, a predicted model, not a curated record